AUGGAAGCCGAUCUAUUAGUUGCUUGUUUUGAACUCGACGAGCUUCACUCUAAGAUCACUUCUGCCCUCUCGCCAUCCGUCGCCGAAAACUCGAAAGCCAGUCGUCGCAUGGCUAUGCGACUUCUGGUCGGAGACAUGGACUCGAACAACGGAACCCCCGCCCCUUUCCCUACGGCAGGAAUGGGGGAGAUGAAACGGGGCAAGCCUCCCGUGAACAACGGCCGCGUUUCACCUAGAACCCCAGGGCAGGCGCCUCCUCAAAAGAAGCCUAUCGGCGCGCCAAGGAAGAAGGUGGUAAAGAAAGCGCUACCUAAAGCCCCUGCGGGAGACCCGAUGGAGGAGUUUUUCGCUAUUAUGGAGCAGUUUGUCGACGAGCCCGAGGAGAUGGAAUGCGUGAGGCUGGCGGAGGUUUCCCGCGCGAACAGGCCCGGCCGCAUGCAGAAACCUCAGAUGGGGGGUAUUAGCUCGGACGGCUUUCCGGCCGAUCUCGGCUGGUCCAAGAUGGAGAAGCAGAUUCACAGCGGCCCGAUGUCUCUCGCUCCGGCCAGCCCGAAAGUGGUGCAGAAGACGCAAUUACCGAGGGCGGCGAGCCGCGAUUCCGAGAAGAGCCGUGUUCAUCCGGCGCACGCGAGGACGCACUCGGUAGGUGGCGUGGGCGGCUUGAAGGAUCUAAACUCGCUUUGGAAUCCUGCCGCGUCGCCAGCUGUAAAGGUUCAGCCGAUUCAGCGUGCCAGCUCUGUCAAAGAGGGGCACGAGAUGCAAUCAUUGGUUGACGCGCUGAAGGCGGAAAUCAAGGCGAAGGACAAGCUUCUCGAAGCUUCGGAGAAAGAGCAACAGAUGCUGCAGGAAGAGUUGAAGCACGCGUGGAACAGCACCGACGAGCUUCAGCGACAGUUGAACGACUCAGAGGCGCUCGUCUUGAAGUUGCAGCAUGAGAACGAAGUUCUGCGAUCCGCGAAGCGUGUGUUGACGACGUCGCCUACUGACCUGUCGCGGAGGCUAGCUGCCACGGAGUCGCGCAACGUGGAAUUGGCGGAAAAAAUGGCAGCAUGUGAGAAGGAGCUCGAGAUGACAAAGAUCGCACUUCAGCAGGCGGCGCAAGAAAGGGAUUCGCUCGCGGAGGAAAUGGCGGCGGCACUUGCAAGCUGGGCGGUUGACAGCCCCGCAACUCCUGCCAGCGGGAUUUCGUCUGGAACCUUCUCGCAUUCGACGUCCACGUCAUCAAACUCCAGUUCCCAAGACGAGGUUCAGCAACUCGCGAUGGCUCUCGACGGUGUGCAGAGGAAGCUUCGCGUGGCGCGGGGCGAGAGAGACGCGCUUAUGGCUGCGGUGCGUCCCAGCGGGCGGGUGAAUGUGAACAGCCCAGCUGGCCGCUCCCUACGAAAAUCCUCGGGGGAUCACAUGGGCAGGGGGGAUCGCGUGGGCAGGCGAAAGCACAUGGCUCACCUCCGCCUCGCUCACCUCCGCCUCUCUUAUCCUCCGCCUCUCUCACCCUCCGCCUCUCUCACCCUCCGCCUCUCUCACCCUCCGCCUCUCUCACCCUCCGCCUCUCUCAUCCUCCGCCUCUCUCACCCUCCACCUCUCUCACCCUCCGCCUCUCUCACCCUCCGCCUCUCUCACCCUCCGCCUCUCUCACCCUCCGCCUCUCUCACCCUCCGCCUCUCUCAUCCUCCGCCUCUCUCACCCUCCGCCUCUCUCACCCUCCGCCUCUCUCACCCUCCGCCUCUCUCACCCUCCGCCUCUCUCACCCUCCGCCUCUCUCACCCUCCGCCACUUCUCUGGCUCAGUGCCUUUCCCCGCUCUCUCCCCCGUUACAACCACUCUUCAUCUUCCCCCCCCUUCCGCCCUUCCUCUGUGUCCCCCUUGCUCAUUCUCUCCUUCCGUGCAUUCCUUGUUCCCUACCGCCGUUGCCCUUCCAUUGUCAUCGUUUUGUAUCCUUCCCCGCCGCUUCAACUUUGA
This is a messenger RNA of Closterium sp. NIES-65, 1959 nucleotides long. Lineage: Eukaryota; Viridiplantae; Streptophyta; Zygnematophyceae; Desmidiales; Closteriaceae. The record is from the annotation of a GenBank genome assembly.